UUCCCCAAACGACCUACUCGAUUUGGCCCCUUGUACAUAGCCGACGGGGCGAAUUCCUCAAUCCGUUCUACAAACACGCCGAGCAUUGGAAUAUGGCCGCUCACUCUUCCUACUUAGUACACAACGAUGAUCGUAUUGACGACUCAGUUCCCAACGGAAUCGAACUAUCCACCUUUGAUGACACAAUAGAUCAGACUCAACAUACCGUUGAUAUGCUUCCCGCUUUUCUCCUCUCUCCCCAGCUGUUUCAUCUCUGGAGCGGAUUGUUUCUGAGGUGGGAGUGGCGUCUUCCCAAUUCGGACCGAUGCUCUUUGGAUAGCUUGUGCGAUUUGGUCCGCGGCACCCAAACCUUUAUGGCGCACCAGCGCCUUCUGAACAUUCGAAUAAGCCAGCUACAGAAGCUGCUCCGAAAACCGGUCAAUGAUGUUCCGGUGCAAGUUUCUGGAUCCGAUACGGAAUCCGAAGACAAUGACUCUUCAUCCGCUGAAUCCGCUGGUACUCCGCCAUCUCCAUACAUGGUUGAACAUCUUGAAAGCCACACGCGCCUUGCUGGUACUCGAGGUGACUUCCUCGGUGAUGUGACUACCGGAAGUCACACAGCCACCAAGAUAAGUUAUCUUACAACAGCUGACUCUAUUCUCCCCACAAACGCCAAGGAUGGCAACCCCAUGUGCGUCCCCAAUCUGUUGAACGGUGCUGUUUUCACUCCCAUAGGCCAGAAUGCAGCUGUCACAAUGGAUACCAAAACUAGUCCCCUUCCACUACUCUCCGCAAGACAACUGGCAAUCGAGUUGGACUCUGUUAGCGUGGAUUGGAGCCAGCUGAGCAGACGAGACGUCCCUUGCGCAAACUGCCGUACUCUAUUGGCCCUGACUGACCAUGCGACUCACUGUCACCGGUGCGGGCUUAAUGUGUGCUCCAAAUGCAUGCAUCCCACGGCGCACCACCUUGCUGGUCUUCUCCCUUCAGUGCUCUCCACAGCUUGGUUGUGCGAACGCUGUGUCACUCAACCCUUAGACACUAUAGCCGCCACAGAUGAUCGUGCGACACGUGGAGAUCAAUUACAUCCAUUCACAUACACCUGAUGAGAAUUAUUCGCUGCAGUUUUACUUGUCAGUGUUUUCUUCUUCCAUUCACGAUACAACGAUUCUUGAGGGUGCGCUUCCAUUAUCAAAUGCACUCAUCUGUCUUCCACUCAGCUCAGUGGUUUCAUACCCUCCGUUUCGUCACUGUGGUUGGCACUCCGAACA
Messenger RNA from Dicrocoelium dendriticum, 1250 nucleotides. Lineage: Eukaryota; Metazoa; Platyhelminthes; Trematoda; Plagiorchiida; Dicrocoeliidae. The record is from the annotation of a GenBank genome assembly.